AUGGACGAGAAUACCUUGGGUGCCAAGACGAGUGCACUCCCCAGCGUAGAGAUACUUGUACAGCGACGCAAAGCACGUGAUGGAAGUGGGAGGUCGUCGUCAUCAUCAUCGUCAAUCUUGUCGCAGAGCGAACCGGAGCGAAAGGAUAGAAACGAAAGUUCAGUGCGAAAGUUGCCAGGCAUAAUACAGCACACACCCAAAGUACUUGUCCUAGACUUGGACGAAACCCUAAUCCACUCACGACUUGGCUCCGCAUCCGUGUGGAAUACAUGGAAUGUCCGUGAUCAUGUGGGAACUAGGAUCACAGAUGCUGUGAUGAAUAUUGUAGGUCUUGGAUCAGGCAUACCUUCCCAUGCACGCCUGCAGAUUCGCGGGAUUGAAGUGCACAUUGACGGGCGGCGUGUCUUUUACCAGGUCUAUAAGCGUCCGUGGGUUGAUUAUUUUCUGCGCAAAGUCGCCUCCUGGUACCAUGUGGUCAUCUUCACAGCGUCAAUGAAAGAGUACGCAGAUCCGGUGAUCGACUGGCUUGACGGUGGGCAAGGGCUCAUCAGUGGGCGUCUGUUCCGCGACUCAUGCACACUGCGAAAUGGCUCGUACCUCAAAGAUCUUGAGAUUGUCGAGGAAGAUCUCAGUCGUGUCUGUUUAGUGGACAAUUCGCCUAUCAGUUAUCUACUGCAAGAGGCGAAUGGCAUACCAGUUGAGGGCUGGACACAUGACCCGAAUGACGAAGCCUUGCUAGACCUGCUUCCCAUCUUGGAUGGCCUCCGAUAUGCGAGCGAUGUUCGCCACAUCCUGGGCCUGCGAGGAUUCUAA
Molecule: messenger RNA, 813 nt
Organism: Malassezia globosa CBS 7966
Lineage: Eukaryota; Fungi; Basidiomycota; Malasseziomycetes; Malasseziales; Malasseziaceae
Exons: 1
Coding region: 1-813 (270 amino acids)
Molecular function (GO): phosphoprotein phosphatase activity
Source: RefSeq, a predicted model, not a curated record